AUGGUGAGCCCAUACCCUCGCCUGACUUCCACCAGCGUCGUCGUCGUCUCCGUCAGUGUGUCGCCAACCCACUCCUUUUCCAAGAAACCCGUGCCAUCCAUCAGGCUGGUCCAAGGAUUAGGAGUUGAGGGCGAUGCCCACCUAGGACUAACGGUGCAACACCUGUCCCGGUUACAUAUCAAACCUCCUCCGCCCAACCUGCGUCAAGUACACCUUGUCCCCGCAGAAUUAUUUGACGAGGUAGCAUCCGGAAGCACCCCGCGAGUCCAGCCAGGCGAUCUGGGCGAAAAUGUGACCACUAAGGGUAUCGACCUGAAAAGAUUGUCUCGGGGCACGAGGCUUCGCUUUGUGUCAGCUACGGGCGGUGGUGCAAAGACGAAUGCGCCCACCGUGCUGGUGACGGGGCUACGCAAUCCCUGUCCUCAGAUUGACAAGUUCCAGACUGGGUUGAAGGAGAAAAUGCUCGUUCGAGACGAGAGUCGACAAAUUGUUGGUCGACGGGCUGGCGUGAUGGCGACGGUGGAAACGGGAGGGGAGAUCAUGCCGGGAAUGAGCAUUCUGGUGGAAGAGCCGGCCGUUCGGUUUCCCCUGGAGUGUGUGUAG
This is a messenger RNA of Penicillium daleae, 603 nucleotides long. Its product is annotated as MOSC domain-containing protein. Lineage: Eukaryota; Fungi; Ascomycota; Eurotiomycetes; Eurotiales; Aspergillaceae. The transcript has 2 exons. Gene Ontology annotation, molecular function: catalytic activity; pyridoxal phosphate binding; molybdenum ion binding. The record is from RefSeq and is a predicted model, not a curated record. Bases 1 to 603 code for a protein of 200 amino acids.